UUAAUGUUUCAGUUCUGGCGAGUCGUAAGUUGGGGCUUUCUAUCGCUUACAACGUGAGACCACAAAACCCUUCCUGUACAUACAUGUGACGUACAUGAGACGUUUUAUUCCACUCCGGAGGAGUUGACGUUAUCAUCAUGGAUUGGAACAGACAGCGGCCGUUUAUUUCUACUCUAAUAUUCCUACUGUUGGCAGAAAGCGCAGUUCAUUUAGGAAGUUGCGCAUCAGCUGUAAACACCGGACAUGACACGUUUACUAUCAAGCACAGUAGCACUGGGAAGUGCCUCCUGGUUCAGAACGGAGCGUUGAGGUUGGGAGACUGUACGCCGGUUCCGGCCGCCUCAUGGAAGUGGGGUUCGGCCCACCGGCUGUUUAACGUGGAGUCGUCGAUGUGCUUGGGUCUGGAGGUGCGUUCCAAAACGGUGACCCUGUCCAACUGCACCUCCACGGAGAUGCUGAAGUGGAGAUGCUAUGACGACAUCAUCUACACCGAAUAUCAAAUGAAACUGAGUGCUUUACCUGAUGGCACUGUAACUGCCAAGAGGGACGUACAGGACGCUUGGAAACGAGGAGGGACCUCGGAGGACAUCUGUCAGCAACCUUACCGACAUAUGCACACAAGCGGGGGGAAUUCUAACGGGGCAUCCUGUGAGUUCCCCUUCCUCUACAAUGGGACCUGGCACCACAGCUGUCUGCCUGGCAUCGGUGAACAGACACUAGACUGGUGCUCUACUACAGCAAAUUAUGAUGUAGAUGAGAAGUGGGGAAAUUGUUUGAAAUACGUGAAAGGUUGUUCUGCUUUAUGGGAAAAAGCUCCAGGGAACGGAAGCUGCUACCAGGUGGUGUCCACAGCGGUGGUGUCCUGGCACGAGGCGCGGGACACCUGUCGUAGUCAGGGCGGAGACCUGCUCAGCAUCUCCAACCCUCAAGAGCUUGAGUUCUUUAAAGGCCGGGGAGAUUUGCCGAGCAAACUGUGGAUCGGAUUAAACCAUCUGGACUGGAUGCAGGGGUGGCAGUGGUCCGAUGGAUCCGCUUUAUCUUUUGUCCCAUGGGAAACAGGGAUCCCGGUUAGGUCUCUUAUGUCCGAUGAGGACUGCGGGGUUCUGACGGAGCCGCUGCGUUUCGGCGCUGAGAAGUGUGAGAACCAGCUUCCAUUCAUCUGCAAGAAGAACGACGAGCAGGCCGAGACUUCAGUCAGGGAGGUGUAUAAACCCACGGUGUGUAAGGAGGACGGUUGGGUUGGAUGGAAAGGGUUCUGUUAUCAGCUGCACCCGGGGUCAAAAGAGACCAGACUGACCCAAUCGGAAGCUACAAACACGUGUAAAAUGGUUGGAGCUCAGUUGGCCAGCAUGCACAGCAUAGAGGAUAUAGAAAUGCUGCAUGUGAACUUCCACAGAGAUCUAAGGGACGAGGUGUGGAUUGGUCUUAUCGGCGAUGGAACUUCCUCAGUUUUUGAAUGGAUCGAUGGAUUGGCAGUGUCUUUCACAUAUUGGGCCAGGGCUCAACCGCCACCACUUCUACCAAAUACCACCAACUGUGUGUACUACUCGGGAGAGCAUCAUACAUGGUCUAUGUCUGAAUGUGAGAGGCCAAGGUCUUACAUGUGUAAGAAGCUGGGAACGGUAAAUGACAGCUUGCCAGACGAGGGCUGUCCUACAGAAGGGAACUGGAAAAGACACAGCAAUGCUUGUUAUAAAGUGGACACUGAGCCAGUGUACUUUAAAAACAGCUGCCACAUCACCAUUAACAACAGAUUCGAACAGGCCUUUAUUAACAGUCUUCUGAAGGAGUAUAUCGGCUCUGAGACAUUAUAUUUCUGGACGGGCCUGCAGGAUUCUAAAGGUUCUGGAGAAUACCAAUUUAUCAGUCAGGAUGGAACAGCAGGACCGGUCACACACACCAACUGGAAAUGGCUAGAACCCGCUUUCUCCGGUGGCUGUGUGGUGAUGUCCGCAGGAAGUCCCUUGGGCCAGUGGGCUGCGAAGAACUGCACUCUGUUCAAAGCUGGAAAUCUAUGUAAGAAACCCAUCCAAUCCAUGGUGCAGCCCACCCCAGAGCCCAUCGUGCCCAACCUCAAUGUUUCCUGUGCACCGGGAUGGGUUUCACAAGAAAAUUCUCCUUACUGCUAUAAGGUGUUUCAUGGGGAGCGUUUGACCCGAAAGCGCUCAUGGGAGGAGGCAGAGCGAUUCUGUGAAGCGCUGGGAUCUCAUCUACCCAGCUUUACUGAGGAAAAAGAAAUGGAAGUGUUGCAUUCUGUAUUGAGAGAUGCUAUCAGUGAUGAUCGUUUUUUCUGGAUGGGGUUAAAUCGCAGAAACCCAAAUAACGACAAUAACUGGGAGUGGAGUGAUGGGCGUCCAGUCUCAAUGACGAUCUUACCGCAAGAGUUUCAAGAGGAUGACGAAUAUAACAGGAAUUGCGUUGCCUUUAAGAGUUUGAAAGGAACCUACAAGACGUUUUUCUCAAACCUGUUUCGGUAUUUCCCCUCGCGACCAUUUUAUCCUAGCACGUUUCACUGCGAUGCUAAACUGGAGUGGGUGUGUCAGAUACCACGAGGUCAGACACCAAAAACCCCAGAGUGGUACAACCCAGAUGGACACCAUAACACAUCUGUGUUUGUAGACGGGCAGGAGUUUUGGUUUGUAACAGAUCCAGAGUUGUCCUUUGAUGAGGCCGUCUUGUACUGCAGCAGCAACAACAGCAAACUCGCAGCGCCCAGCAGCCUUAAUGCCGUCCGCCACCUUCAGGAAAAACUUUAUGAGCAUUCAAAGAACACUCAGAAGAUGGUGAAAUGGUGGGCACACCUUCAUUUUCAUGGCCCUCACAUGCCAUAUGAGCUGAGCCCCAUGCGCUACUAUCAAUCCAACUUCCUGGGCAGGUGUCCCUUCAUCGUUCCCUACACUUAUGAGGGUUUCAGUUGGGACUGUAAUGAAAAACUGCCGUUUGUGUGCGAGACCCUCAAUGUCACAUCUGUGGAGAAAGGAAACACUACAUGGCACUCACCUGGCAAACAGUGUGGAGCUGGAACCCAGCAAUUCAGAGACAAGUGCUACUGGAUUUUGACUUCGUCUUAUUACCAGAGUUUCAAAAAAACCAAUGAGCUCUGUGAGAGUCUGCAAGGCUCGUUGAUCACCAUUUCUGACCAGGCUGAACAAGAUUUCAUCACAACCCUGUUACCACAGUUUGAAGGGCAACCUAAAAAGGUGUGGAUUGGCUUGAAGUUCAAGCUUCAUGACACUCAAUGGGUGGACAACUCGCCGGUUUCGUAUCUGAACUUAAAUCCUCUUCUACACGGCCAGUCCCGGACCAUGUUCAUCAAUCCAUUUGAACAGGAUCCCCUGGAGCUCUGUGCCUACAUGUAUACUGAUACCCAUUCUGACAUAAUGGGUACCUGGGACUACACCUCCUGCUCCGACCGUCAGUUUUCCAGUGUCUGCCAAUAUUAUGCAGAUAAACCAGAAGAACCAGUAAUGACGAGAGAAGAAGAGUUUACGGCUGAUAAUCAUACAUUCAAGGUGGUACUGGAGAAAAAUGUAACAUGGAUAGAUGCUCUUCAGUUGUGCCGUGAACAGAACAUGACCCUGGCCAGCGUAGCGAAUGCGUAUAUUCAAGCACUACUGACAGUUCACGUUAACCGCAGAAGACAGCCUCUCUGGAUUGGACUCUUUAGCGUAGAUAAUGGGGAGCACUACGUCUGGGAAGAUGAAAGCCACACCGAGUUUAGCCGCUGGACCCCUGAAGCCACAGCAGGGGACUGUGUGUAUCUGGACGCUGAUGGAUUCUGGAAAGCUACCCAGUGUGAAGAACAGCUUUCAGGAGCUAUCUGCCAUGUCCCACAACCUGCGAUCAUCAUACCUGAAGUGGGUUUGGUCAAAUGUCCUCACAAGAGCAAUGGACAGAACUGGAUCCGUUUUAAGAAGAACUGCUAUACUUUACUGCUGGGCUCCUCCAGGUGGACCAACGGCGACAUCAAUGACCUGCAGAUCUGCAAGAGACAAGCUGGGUAUGGAGAAAUUCUGACCAUUCGUGAUGAAGAGGAAAAUGAUUUUAUCAGACAGCAGCUGCAGCCAUUCAAAAGCGUGGCCAUGUUUGUGUGGCUUGGAAUGAAGAGAAACAAGACAGAUGAGCAGUUGAAAUGGCUGGACGGCACCAAUGUGCAGUACUCCAGGUGGAAAUAUGGUGAAAGACCAAACAUCACACAACCCUUUAUGGUUGGACUGAACUUGAACGGAGAAUGGGCUCCGAUAACAAAUUCAAGGCUUUUUAUGGCUCUCAAACAGCAGAGUAUCGUGGUGUGCAAGAUUGAGAAAGAAGCCAAAGAUGAGUUCCUGAAGGAUGUGGUUGAAGUCAAGGCUCCAGAAGGCAUCAGUUACCGUCGAGUGGCCAAGAAAAUGGACUGGUAUCAGGCACUUAAGGAGUGUGGCAGCAAUGGAGGUCAUCUGGCCAGCAUCUCUGAUCAAACAGAUAAUGACAACAUGGCAGUCAUCGCCCGAAGAGAUGGCUUCUCUUUAUGGAUCGGCCUUUCCGAUCAUGAUGUUAGCGGGUGGCCCUUUGAAUGGUCAGAUGGGACGCCUCUAAAAUACAAGCCUGAGGGUUUUGUAAAUGACGGCCAUGAGUCUGAGGAAAAGUGUGUGUUUGUGGACUCUGAAGGCAUGUGGACGGUGGUCAGCUGCCAUACGACACAAGAGGGGGCCAUCUGCUAUAACCACGUCAAUGCCAAGCCAAGUGGACAGGUCUCUUCCCAGAGCAGCAGCUGUCCAAAGAGUAAUGAUCAGUCAUCCUGGGUUGCGUUUAAAGAUCACUGUUACACAUUCAACACUCACAACUACUCCGUCUUGAACAUGGAGGAUGCAAAGAAUGUGUGUCUGACACUGGAUUCAUCCUCCAAGCUGUUAACCAUCAAGAGUCAAGAGGAAAAUGAUUUCAUCUCCAGUUAUUUAAAAGAAAACCCUUCCAUCACCAGCCGAGUGUGGCUGGCGCUCAACAUUGACACCAAAGAUAAGCCUACGGGUUGGGAAGAUGGCAGUGAGCUGGACUUUUCUAAGUGGGACACAAAGUCAGGGCCACAGUUAUCACAGGAUACGUCACAGGUCUGUGGAGUCAUGGUGUCGAGUAAUGGCAUCUGGACCCGAGCUAGCUGCACCAACAGUCGCAGUCGAAUCGUCUGCAAAGCACCUGCACAGUCCGGCAGCCCCGUGGCUUUGGUCUUCUUCAUCAUCGUUCUUAUCUGCAUCGCCGCAGCUGCUUCCUUCAUCAUAUAUCAGAAAACCAGACACCGCUUCAGUUCAACCGUACGUUACCAGCGCAACUUUGAUGACGCGGACAGCACAAGUAUGAUCACAGAUGCAGAAUGAUUCUUUAUGAAGAAUAGCUUUAAUGUGCCUUUUAGUAAACAAAGGUAAAUAAAAUAAAUAAAGGUUAUUUAUUAAUUACAGUUCGUUGCACAACACGGCUCAAUCAGACAUCCUAACAGUUUGUAUGGAUAAAAACAAGAGAGGUGUUAUUUAAGGUUUAAUGUUUAAAUUAAAAUGAAAUGUGUGCGUAUUUUAAUGAGAGGACUGCAGGUACUUAUCAGGAAAAGUUCACCAAAAAAUUAGAACUAUUUUACUCACCCUCAUGUUGUGCCAAACCUAUUAGCAGACUUUUUUAUAUACAUUGUAGGUGAAUGGUGACCAUGAUAUCCUGGUCGCUAUCCAUCCUCAGUGUGUUAAAAAGAACAUCUUCCUUUUAACGUCCCUCUAUCGAAAGCCAUAUGGGUUGAAAAUGUGAAGAUGAGUAAAAGAUUUUCUGAAUUUACAUUUUUCGGGAGGACUGUAUGUGUAACUUUGCCUUUCCCUGAUAUUACAUUUUUUUUUAUCAGGGUUUUGCACUCCUGUUGAGCAGCACUGAAUAAUAACUUACUUUUAGAGCUAACCUGGUUUUGAGAUUUUUGACAAAGUUUAGUUUUGUGAAGAUGUGAUUUUAACAAAGAUUUACUGUUCAGAAAUCAUUUAAUGCACCUUGAUGAGAAUCCUUUCUGAAUACUGUAUUGUUUAAUUGCUUUAUUUCUCCUUAAUUUUUAUAUUAAAUGAUUUCUAGAAAUACAGAUUCAAAGAUCUUGCAUAGAUACUAUUAGUCAUCAAUAGAAAUGAACAUUCCUGUCAAAUCUGCCAUAAUGGUGUUUUCCCAAAAAGCCGAGAAUAUGUUUAUGUAAAGCAUCAAAGUGUUGACUGCAUGGCUUACAUAACAUGUACUUCUCUCUUGUGGCCUUAGUGCUGUAUAACAGCUUAUAGUAGUGCACCGAAUGCUGUACGUGAUGAUAAAGUGAUCCCUGGCACUCAGAUAUAAUAUCCUAUGCACCUAAUGUACUCAAACUACUGAGAUCUGAUGCACUUUAAUGAGUUGUUUCAAUUCUAACUUCAAGCACAAAUUUCACACCUUUAAUGAAGGAUUUAGUACUUGUUUUGUACAUUUUUGUAGUACUUUUGUUGUUACUGUUUAUUGCUUGUUUGGGUUUUCUCUUUUUUCAAAGACAAGCAAACUACACCAAAGAUGCUUUUGGAAUCGAUGGUAAUCUUUUGCAAUACUUUCAUUAAAUAAAUGCUGCUUUUGUAAAAAAAAAAGCUUUUAAACAGAAUCUCUUCUUUUGUAAUUUGAUUGUUAUUGUUAUUUAAAUAACAUGCAGCUUUCCUCUGUUUGAUCGCAGCACAAGUUGAUCAAAAAUAAAAGCCUUCUAAUAUGAAAUAUACUGUAGUG
Messenger RNA from Triplophysa rosa, 6732 nucleotides. RefSeq names its product lymphocyte antigen 75 (gene ly75). The coding region runs from base 138 to 5351 and encodes 1737 amino acids. The record is from RefSeq and is a predicted model, not a curated record. Gene Ontology annotation, cellular component: plasma membrane; signaling receptor complex. Gene Ontology annotation, molecular function: signaling receptor activity. Lineage: Eukaryota; Metazoa; Chordata; Actinopteri; Cypriniformes; Nemacheilidae. The transcript is spliced from 35 exons.